AUGGAUAGAAGGUCUGCUAGAAUAAAAGCAGAGUUAGAAAGAUAUGGUUGGAAAGUUUCAAAGAAGUUUAAAUAUAGGAAGGGAAGACCCAUAAAAGUCUAUGACAAACUGGCUGGUCUGACCUACGAAAUGGACCUUGAAACAGCACGCGCCAAUUAUCCAAACAGACUAGAGAGGUUAGAGGAAGAGCGUCUUAUGAACAUGCCUUUCGAUGUUAGUGAGCCUCAGGUUGAAGGACAAGACGGCUUUGCCAGAUUCUACUGGAAACAUGACGAACAAUUGUAUCCCUUGAGGAGGAAAAAAGGUAGUGCAGAGGAUGGUCAUGCUCCCAUGGAAAGAACAAGAUAUGCAUAUGAAAAGUAUCGCGAAGUUAGAAGUCAAAUUACAUCUGGUCGAACCUUUACAGUAAACUUUGACGAAGGAAAGAACAAAGAAGGCUUCAUGGGAGUACUUGCUGCCAUUCAAGACGGAAAUAAGAAAGGAUACAAUCUCAGAUUGACCAUAACAGAUUUAGAUGGUCAUAUAUACUAUGCGCAUGGCAAUGUCACAACAGCUGCAAUGCUUCUUGACGCUUUCAAGACUACAAAGAGAGAACAAAUGGUUGACUCCGACUCAGACAUUUUGAAUGCAAUUGAAGGAAUUGUAAGCGUGAAGUUCGAAUGGUACCAACCUAACCCUCAAGCAGUCAGACAACAUGCUGGAUACUUCCCCUUCAUAAAUAAGUCUGACAUUGACUUGACAAGGUAUGGAAUUUACAAUUCAAUUGAAAAAAUUGUCAAUGAACCUUGUAUUCUUACAUGUCUCAGGAACUCUGGUCUUGUUACAGAUGAGAAGAUGAAGUAUCUUGAGUCAUGUGUGAAAACAAGGUACAUGCUCAGAGGUCAAUUGUCAAAAAUUGCACCGUUGGCAAAUGUGAAUAUCCGAGUCAACAUUCCGACUGAGAAAGGUUCUUCACAUGACGACUAUGUUGUUGACAAAGACUUACCAUGGUUGAAGAUUGUAAUUGUCCACAACCACUUCAUGUUGAACGAAAGUCUUACAAACCCAUUGUUCGGAAAAG
Molecule: messenger RNA, 1060 nt
Organism: Trichomonas vaginalis G3
Lineage: Eukaryota; Parabasalia; Trichomonadida; Trichomonadidae
Exons: 1
Source: RefSeq, a predicted model, not a curated record